CAAAAUCUCAUCGGGAUGACAGUGAGGCAGUGCCGCUCAAUAUUCAGGCGCCAGGGCUAUUUACAGAGCAUACCUCAUCUAUCCUCUGGGAUGCCCACUGCCUCCGCGCGCCGCCCCACUUCUCUCCAUGACAUUCCGUCUCCAUCGUUGUCCGCAGGACAUACACUCCGAGUCCCACGUCACCCACCCGCGCCUCCAUAUCCGGAACGUCGCUGAUGCGCACCGGUUGUUGGAAGCCGUCCGCGCCCGGGCCCUGCCGCUGGUCCGCCGCCGUCUCCUUCCUCAUGAACGCGCCGGGCUCAGCAGCGGCAACGUCUUCGUCUGGGAGGAGAGCGGGGAGGAAGGCGACGACGGCGGACUCGUGCGCUGGACAGAUGGACGCAGAUGGUCCCAGAGUAAGAUGCGCGGCGAUUUUCUGUUCUACGAGGAGAAGAUCGCCACCACUCAGGCAGAGCGGACGGCUAAGGCUGUGAGGCGAGCAAACAAAGCAUCGUACUCUCCCGUCGACCUUCCGGGGCCUCCCAAGCGCAAGGAUCGGCCGACGCAAACGAACGGACUAAUCAAACAGACUUUCUCCGUUGUCGUCCAUGUGCCACACUCAUUCCAGGUGCGGAAAUGGCACAUUGUCGCCUACCUCUCGGCUGAGUCAAUCGCGGAACUGCCAAUCGUCGACGACUACGAGCAUCUCCGGCACUUUCACCCUCCCGACGGCAUCUUCACGACUGCCAGGAACCUAACAGGCCUACUGACACCAGCGACGUGGAACGAAUCACCACCGUCAAAGAGCUCGCAGUCGGAUGACGCUGAGUCGCGGGAGAGCUCACGCUCGCCUUUCACGCCGUACGCAGCGAUUCAGUCGACAGCAGAGCCACAUGGGCCCCAAUUCUCCGCUCUGGCUCGCGUCACGUUGGGAUCCCUGGAGGUCAGCGAUCCGUCCUUGGUCUUGCCGCUUCCGGUGUUUAUGCGAGAGGACUUGGCGUUGCUGGGCGACUCGGCGCGGUACGCCCCGAUCACUGCAUCGAUCAAACUUCGUUCCUCGUUUCGCUCUGCCGUCAUCAUGAGAGAGAUCUUGUACAUCCAGGCCGGCACUCCAGCGAAUUACGUGGGAACACACUUCUGGAAUACUCAAGAAAGCUACCUAGCCGGUGAUGAAGCCGCAGCGCAGAAUAUCGAUCACGAGGUCUCUUUUCGUGAGGGAUUCAAUUGGAAGGGAGAAUCGAUUCUCUGCCCUCGGUUGCUUGCGUUUGAUUACAAAGCCCGAUUUGGCACGUUAAACCAAGCAAACGCUUUGGGCGAGAUUGCCGAGGAGGCUGAGGAUAUAGAUUCCUCUCUGUGGACUGGUGCUCCCAUCGAAUACAAGCAAGAGCGCGCCACCAAAAGCCAAUACCAAGACGACCUCGACAAGGAAGAUCUUGACGAGGGCGUGGCUCAAGAUGCCGCGAAUGCCCAGCUAAAAGACGUGCGGUACUGGCCGGAUUUCAACCGGCUAUACUAUGCGCCACGCACUUUGCAGCAAAUCCCGGAUCUCGCAGAGUGGGAGAGCAAGGAAGGAGAUUGGGCCUUUGGUGGCGAUCUGUUCACGAGGUACGACGAGGAUAAUGAUCUCAUGGACGGUGCGGUGCGGCUGUUCGUCGAAGAGUGCGAGACAAUUCAGGGGAUGCAUAUCAUGCACGAUACAGCGAGUUUCGGGUCCUUCGUAAAUUCGCUGAUGCUUUCGCUCCGCGACGAGUUCACGAAAUUGCCAAUGAUUACGUUACCCCUGCUCUCAGAUGCGGUUCCCCAGAUCUCCCUCGAGGACAAGUCAGCAGUUCGAAAAGCUGUGAACGACGCAUUUGUGCUGCGGAGCCUGAGUGAACUUUCGUCGAUGACCGUUGCCCUUCAAUCUCCCACGACCUGGUCAGAUGCCGUCUGCCGCAAUGAGUGCAUCCAGGCCGGCCAAGCGCAUAUUUACCAUACGUCUGCGAUUUUGUCGACCAAUGUCGAGACCGCGACACUGCCUCUCCGGCUGAGGCGCCAAAACGAGCCUCUGCAUAGCUUCUGCGGCCAACUGGCGUACCAUUCUGGGGUUCCUUUCGCUGAGUUGGGCGGAGUUUUUCUGGGUGACAACCAUCCGGAUCGAUUGCGCCAAAUCUACAAUUUUUCAAGCCCGUCUGGAAGUUUUGUUGAUGGAGGCCUCCGACGUGAUGUUACACGAGGCUUCAGUCGGUCCGCGAUGUCGAGUUACACCGAGUUCCUCGACAGAACCGGCAAUGCGGGGAUCGUCUCCAGCCUCCACGCCCCGGCGUACCCGCUACCGAGCUCCUUCCCCGCGUUCUUCACGAGUGAUGCUCCCGAGACCUCCGCGGGCUUGGGAAGCGGAGGCGUGCUCAGGCUCUCGCGUCCGCGAUCGACCGCCGUUUUGUCCACGGUGGGAACGUCGCGGGAAACCGCACAGCUGUUCGCCGGGUGCGCCAAGUUCUUGGACGACAAGCUGCGGCGUAGGUUCCCAGUGGACAGCCUCGGGAUCGACGUGGAUGAGAUGAAAGAGCUGGCGAAUGACUUGUGGACUCUACACGAUACCGCUGGGGGAGAUUCUGGUGGCGACGUUGACGUUGACUCGAUCGGCGAGGACGAGUGACGCAUAAUAUUGCUUGGAAUACUACAUAAAGAGAAAACGGAACUCGACCGAUUUGACUGCCAAGCGCACCCGAGAGGUCACCAAGUUCACUAGUCUCUAGCAAACCCACGAGGAGCUCGUUUCUCACGGUUGAAUCUUGCGAAUGUUGAGCCGCCAUCGAUUGCAAGACCAUGUCAAGCCGCCUCGAGGGAUCAUGACUGCGCAGCAAGUACUACCCACACGACUCAGGAACGCGGUCCGUGGCGACCCACGGCAAUAUCGCUGUCAUUUGCCGCGACACAGAUGCGGAACGUGCGGGC
Messenger RNA from Mycena citricolor, 2916 nucleotides. The record is from the annotation of a GenBank genome assembly. Lineage: Eukaryota; Fungi; Basidiomycota; Agaricomycetes; Agaricales; Mycenaceae.